AUGGCUACCCAAGACAUCUCCGCGCAUGGCUCGGAACCGCAACCAGUACCCAAGGAGGAGAUCCAGGACGAGCCCACUGGACAUCUAGACGAGGGCAAACUAAGACAGUUCUUCAUUGGAUCUAUAGAUCAAGGAACCACAAGUACUCGCUUCAUCAUCUUUGACGGCCUUGGUGAGCCUGUGGCGCAACACCAAAUUGAGUUCACCCAGAAGUAUCCCCAGUCCGGAUGGCACGAACACGACCCUAAAGAGAUUAUUACCUCGGUAGAGCAAUGCAUCGACAGAGCGACGAACAUCUUCCUAGACAAUGGUCACGAGAUCGAGGAUAUCAAGGCCAUUGGUAUUACCAACCAGCGUGAGACGACAGUCCUCUGGGACACCAACACCGGAGAACCCCUCUGUAAUGCAAUUGCCUGGCCAGAUACCAGAACCAAGGGAUUGGUCCGCGAACUGAAGGGACGGCCGGGCGCCGAUGAGCUGCAGAACAUAUGUGGGCUGCCGCUGUCGACGUACCCAUCAUCGGUGAAGCUUCGAUGGAUGCUUGACCAUGACGAAAACGUCAGGAAGGCGCACACCGUUCAGUACGAUGACAAGCUCUUGGAUUUCUUCGGGAUUGACCGUAAUAAGAUUAAACUGCCGGAGAUCGUGCCGUCAUCCUCGCCAGACGCUUUUGGCAGGCUCAGAUCCGGGAUACUGGAAGGCGUUCGCAUCGCAGGAUGUUUAGGUGACCAGUCCUCUGCUUUGGUCGGCCAACAAGGGUUUACACCCGGUUCUGCGAAGAACACGUAUGGUACCGGGUGCUUUUUGCUUUACAACGUGGGCGAGAAGCCUGUCAUUUCUACUCAUGGAUUGCUGGCCACCAUCGCGUAUGACUUUGGUGGGAAGCGAAAACCGGUUUAUGCAUUGGAAGGCAGUAUUGCGGUCGCAGGAAGUGGUGUCAAGUUCCUCAUGAACAACAUGGGCUUCAUUACACAUUCGCAUAAGAUCAGCGACCUGGCAGCCUCUGUCGAAGACAACGGUGGAUGUGUCUUUGUGACAGCCUUUAGUGGUCUUUUCGCCCCCUACUGGAUCGAUGAUGCCAAGGGCACUAUAUUUGGUAUUACCCAGUUCACUGAGCGGGGUCACAUCGCUCGCGCAACUCUGGAAGCGACUUGCUUCCAGACCAGGGCAAUCUUGGAUGCCAUGGAGCUGGAUAGUGGCCACAAGUUGAACAUGCUUGCAGUCGACGGAGGCAUGAGCAACUCAAACUUGUGCAUGCAGACACAAGCAAAUAUCAUCGGCAUUCCCGUAGAUCGACCUGCCAUGCGCGAGACUACCGCGUUGGGGGCAGCCAUUGCAGCUGGAUUCGCCGUCGGUGUAUGGAAAGAGUUUGAAGAGCUAAAGGAAAUUAAUCAGAAAGACCGGAUGGUGUUCAAGCCGAACGUUGGCAAAGAAGAGGGGGAGAAGAUGUUCAAGAAAUGGGGCAGGGCGGUCGAGAUGUGCCGUGGUUGGUUAGACGCCGGAGAAGCCAACGGAGAGUUCUCAUAAUUGGCACGUGCAUUGAAAGUCGAUAUAUCCGCAACUGGCUUCCUGUAUUUUAUCGGUUCCUUCGUACGAAGCAAAGAACUGAUUGUAACAAAAA
Messenger RNA from Pyrenophora tritici-repentis Pt-1C-BFP, 1621 nucleotides. NCBI's taxonomy places the organism in Eukaryota, Fungi, Ascomycota, Dothideomycetes, Pleosporales, Pleosporaceae. The record is from RefSeq and is a predicted model, not a curated record.